AUGUUGGAAGCGGACAGUGUUGAACCACCGAAGGAAACUAUUACAAACGAACUUUCGAUCUUGUCAAACAAUAUUACGAAUUGUCUUUCAGCGGUUUCAUUAAAGCUUGGCUGUAACACAGAGACGGUAAGUUGUGUUGAAGAGUGCGUUAUUGCCGCUGAAGAGUUGUACACAUUGGGCGGAUUGAAGAAUUCGUUAAACAGAAAAAAGAACAACUAA
Brugia malayi is the source of this 219-nucleotide messenger RNA. RefSeq lists its product as uncharacterized. The record is from RefSeq and is a predicted model, not a curated record. NCBI's taxonomy places the organism in Eukaryota, Metazoa, Nematoda, Chromadorea, Rhabditida, Onchocercidae. Bases 1 to 219 code for a protein of 72 amino acids. The transcript has 4 exons.